Acytostelium subglobosum LB1 is the source of this 1233-nucleotide messenger RNA. RefSeq lists its product as hypothetical. Gene Ontology annotation, cellular component: plasma membrane. Gene Ontology annotation, biological process: transmembrane transport. Gene Ontology annotation, molecular function: water channel activity. Lineage: Eukaryota; Evosea; Eumycetozoa; Acytosteliales; Acytosteliaceae. The transcript is spliced from 3 exons. The annotation marks the transcript as partial. The record is from RefSeq and is a predicted model, not a curated record.
AUGAUGGAUGAUCAAAUACCUACAAUAACGACAACGACAAUAAAUGACACUGGUAAAGGUGAAAUUGAACUCGAACCAACAAAUCCAAAUCGAUCAUAUAAUUAUAGGAAUACAAUUGGAACGUCAGAUAUUCGAAGGAUUAGGAAUCAGACGCUGCGUGAACGUGCAGGCAGACCCCGCCCUCCACAAAACCUGCGAUCACAACCAUUCAACAUCCGUCUAGUCUACGCCAAGAACAACAAUGCCCCCGGCUCACUGCUCAUCAAGAAGCACAAUGAGUACACAAACAAGCAGACGGGCCAGACCAAGCUGUUCCGCACGUGGAAGGAGGUCAAGGCGAUCUGGUUCAACUGGCAUCAGCUAAAGACGAUCGGGCUGUACAAGGCCGCGCUGUUUGAGCUGAUCGGCACUUUCCUGCUCGUGUACCUAUCGCUCUCGAUCAUCAUUGGCAUGAUCAACUACUUCUCGUUCUCCAGGGAGUUCAACGAUGACCUGCCUCCUGGUCCACUGCCACUCAAUCACUUUGUAAUCAACUGGCGAAUAACAUUCUCCAUUGGACUACUACACUCUAUCUUCAUCGGCUUCCUCAUCCUCGCCUUUGCCCCGGCAAGUGGAGCGCACCUCAACCCGACCGUCACUCUCACAACCAUGUUCUGUGGAUACAUACCUUUGUGCAAGGGAGUAGUAUAUAUGAUAGCGCAGUUUGCUGGAGCUAUAUUGGCAUGUGCAUUCUUGUAUGCGACUGUACCUUUGUUUGUGUUGGAGAGGACGCAUAUGGCUGCUUGCGACUUUGGCGGUGACCUUAAUGAUGGACGUACAUUGGGCAUUGAGGCAUUGCUCACAUUUGUCAAUCUGUUCAUAUCAUUCACUACUGCCAUUGAUCCUAGACAGAGUGAGGCACUUGGUAUCAUAACAUGUGCAUUCAUCGUCAGCACCACCAUUGGAGUAACACAAAUCAUUGCCGGUGGAUAUGCCUUCACCUAUGCCGGACCAGGUUACAACAUGGCCAGAUGUCUAGGUCCAGCAUUAAUUAUGGGUUAUUUUCACAAACUAUGGGUAUUCUUUGUUGCACAGGGUAUUGCAGCACUUAUAACAGGUGUUAUAUUCUUGUUCAAUCCACCAUUCACAACUAUUCAUUCUGAACCAAUUGAACAGGCUAGUGACGAUGAAGAACAGACCAGACGUCAAAGUAUAUCGGCUAUACCAGAGACUGAAGGAGGGCCAAGCCACAUC